GCCUUGGUGCAAUUGAGAGACUCCGAUAAAAAGCCCAGUAUACGGAUAUCAUGAUCGGAAGUAUACGGAAACCACGUGGCUGUCUAGAGACAAAGAGGGUUGGAAAUGGUGCCUGGCUGCUCCUUUUUAUUUGCAGCUCUCUUCUUGCUCUGUAGUUUACCGGAGGAAACGCAUGCUCAGUGUGUAGCGGCAAAUUACACGGGCUGCUGUACCGCUUACCCGUGCCAUGGAGCUGGAUCCAGUUUAUGCUAUUGUGACGCCAGUUGUUACAUAUACGGUGAUUGCUGUCCAGAUGUAGCCAGCAUUGGUUGUGUAUACUUGGAGAGUUCUUGUGUAUCUGCUGGCUUCACUUCUUGCUGUAAUACUUCUACUAGUUCUUCAUGUCGUGGGACUGGUGGUAAUUCAACCUGUUACUGCGAUCAGUCUUGCUAUAUUAAUAACGAUUGCUGCCCUGAUAUUAAUCAAACUAGCUGUGUACAAAGCAACAUUACUGAAACAGGUUCUUGUGUUAGUGCUGGUUUCAGUGGGUGCUGUAGUUAUGCUAAUAACACAUCAUGUCGUGGUCACACACCCUCAGGGAAUCUUGCAACAUGUUACUGUGAUGCUUAUUGCUAUAUUUUUGGUGAUUGCUGUACUGAUGUCAAUGCUACUGGUUGCUACUCAAACUCUAAUGUAACUAUUGCACCUCCUACUGAGCCACCAUCAUUGCCUGAUGGGCCACCUCCCAUACGGCUAGUAGGAGGCAAUACUGCUCAUGAAGGAAGAGUUGAAUUAUUUAUUGAAAACCAAUGGGGUACUAUUUGUGAUGAUGCAUGGACUAGUAUUGAUGCUGAGGUUGUGUGUCGUCAAUUAGGAUUCCCUUCAUCAGGUGCUGUUGCUGUUGGAUUGGCUCAUUAUGGUCAAGGUGUUGGUCCUAUAGUAUUAGACAAUGUUGCUUGCUCAGGACUGGAGACAUAUAUCACUGACUGUCAAAAUAAUGGAUAUUAUGUACACAAUUGUGCACAUGCUGAAGACGCUGGUGUUCAAUGCCCAGCUCCUCAUGGUUCAAUACAGUAUCCAGUUCGUCUAGUUAUUAAUGAUACUAUAGCUAUUGAUGAAGGACGUGUUGAGAUAUUCUACAAUAACACAUGGGGCACAAUAUGUGAUGAUUACUGGGGCUACAGUGAUGCUCAAGAUUCACAGGUGCUAUAA
Molecule: messenger RNA, 1191 nt
Organism: Amphimedon queenslandica
Lineage: Eukaryota; Metazoa; Porifera; Demospongiae; Haplosclerida; Niphatidae
Product: neurotrypsin-like
Exons: 11
Coding region: 106-1191 (361 amino acids)
Biological process (GO): cell-cell junction maintenance
Cellular component (GO): membrane
Source: RefSeq, a predicted model, not a curated record